GUUCCAGUUGGCUUCUGCCCGAACGGGAAAUGAAGAAAAGUGUGAAAAUUGGUGAAAAUAUAAUAUAUGAGGAAUGGUUGUUGUAAUCAAACAUAUUACAGCACAACUUGAACAUAAACACAGCAGUUUGACUAAAUUUAUGUUUGGCUUAUAAAAGCGGCACGGCUAAAGACUUGCGCUGUUAAAUAAGCGAUGAAGGCCGUCAGGAGCGUUAUUAAGCGAGUGUCAGUCAAGAAAGUGCAGUGAUAUAAAGACGCAUAACGGUUACGCAAAAAUAAAAAAUAAAUAAGAAGUAUAUGUGUAUAAACCAGAGCAGAUAAUUUAUCAAAACUACGAUUUGUAGUGAAAAAUCCGAAACAUGCAACGUGGCGUGCUCACCUUGGGUAGAUCCACACAGAUCGCACAUAAAACGCAGGCGCUACUAUUCACGCUCUUAAUUUUCUACACCACCACACGAUCAGAUGCCAAUCCUGUCUCCAUACCCGAAAUAAAUGGCAAAUCUAGUAAAAAUAUUGCCGGUUCAUCUUCAAACGCCGCAUUGCUGAUCAAGCCGAGCCCACAAGACGCCCAAUUGAACUCGCUGAAUGCCUAUGCUACCAACUACGGACACUUUGCCGCACAAUUCUCUAAUAAUCCAGCACAAGGUGGCAACACUAACCCCCAUGCAGAUAGCAGCACGAGCAGUCACACAAAUAGCAACCACUUUAAGGCAUCUUUUAAAUUGCCCGAUGUCGAGAAUAAUUUUACACCAUUACAAACAUAUAAUAACGGUAAUAGCAUGCCGCGGCAUGCGGCGCCUUCAACCACAAUUGCCGGCACGCCGAAUGCCAAUAGCAUUGCCAGCAAUAACAUACCACAGCCCACACCAGUUCUAAUGCAAUACCUGCCACACGUAAUGCCGGAAGCUGGCGUACAAUAUCUGCAAUUGAUACCGACGCGUCCGCUUAUUGUGCCCAUAAGUCCGUACUUGAAUGGCAAUGCACCACCGGCUGUAGCACAAAAUGCCGCCAAUGCUGCAGCGCAUGCGCUACACCCACCAUUGGCGGCCGCCAUCAAUGCUGCACCAAUGGAUUAUGGCGCCCGUUCACCGCCUAUGCUAGCAGCGGAGCCCAUUAAUAGUCAACAACAUGCUGCCGCGACUGCCGCUAUGAUAGACAUGUCGAAUGCAGCGCCACCGCCGCCAUACGGUAUACACACAUACGCGAAUGCCUUACAACCGUAUCGCAGCAGCUAUCGCAUAAAUCGUGAGGCGAAGGGUAAGAAUUUUCCCGGCACACUGACACUCAAUAUGAACGAAUAUAUACCGGGCCCCAAUGAGACUCUGCGACCGCUAUAUAUGCGCGGCAGACCGUGAGUUUAUUUUUGUAAAUUAGAUAAGCAUUACCAUACAUAUGAUGGUUAGUAAUAAAAAAUAUACGGUUUUGAAAUGAUUUUUUAAUCUUUA
Messenger RNA from Bactrocera oleae (olive fruit fly), 1444 nucleotides. RefSeq lists its product as uncharacterized. NCBI's taxonomy places the organism in Eukaryota, Metazoa, Arthropoda, Insecta, Diptera, Tephritidae. The record is from RefSeq and is a predicted model, not a curated record.